Molecule: messenger RNA, 3864 nt
Organism: Melanotaenia boesemani (Boeseman's rainbowfish)
Lineage: Eukaryota; Metazoa; Chordata; Actinopteri; Atheriniformes; Melanotaeniidae
Exons: 9
Coding region: 146-1051 (301 amino acids)
Biological process (GO): positive regulation of T cell proliferation; negative regulation of T cell proliferation; T cell costimulation
Cellular component (GO): external side of plasma membrane
Source: RefSeq, a predicted model, not a curated record
UACUUCCAGAGAAAUCAUAUCAGUAUUCAAUGACAGAAAGGAAAAAGAAAAAAAGAAAACAGAUGACGUAUCAGUCUCCACCCCUCCAGUGAAACAUAAGGAGGAAGUGAAUUCUUCUCUAAUCAUAGCUGAAGAAGACAACACAAUGGCCUCAAACUACAGGGCAAAGACUCCUCGAGUUUUCCAGAAGGCACGUGUUCUCUUAUGUUUCCUGCUGCUUCUGGAUUUGACCUCAACCUCACCACUGAAAGGAAGUGAUCAUCAAAAUUUCUUUGAGGGUGAAGUUGGUGGAAAUGUGACCCUGCACUGCCCUGUCGACAAGAACAAGAAUGUUACUUUUAUGUAUCUGCAAAGACUUAACAUUCCUACCAAAGAAGUCCAUUUUGUCAAUGGAUACCACAUCAGUAAAACUUUAACCUUUUUUUGGGAAAACUCACGGCUGAAUCGUAACAACUCUUCAGUUCUCAUCUCUAAUCUGAAUGUUUCACAUAUUGGGACUUAUGAGUGUGCUAUCAGGUACAAUGAUGAGGACGUAAUAAAAACUUUUCUGCAACUCAAUGUUACAGCCCCCUAUAAGAAACCGAUAGUCACGAACAGCUGUAAGGAAGAGAAUGGAGUGUCGGGUUGCCAUGUGACAUGUACAUUUCAUGAUGGAUUCCCAGAGAACAGAAUUCAGUGGGAUAAAGAACCUGUGAAUGGCAGCGCAAAAACACACAUAACAGAAGGAAGUACAGAGGAAGACCCCAUUACCAAGCUGUUCAACAUCUCCAGCACUGCAUACAUCAACUGCUCUGGUGGAGAACGCAUGGUUUCCUGCUCUGUGGGGGGUGUCACCUUAAACACCUCCUUAGUCUGUCCUUCCAAGGUCAUCCCUUUUACUCCAUAUGUGGUAGUAGCGGUCAUUGUAAUAGUGCCUGUAUUAGUGCUUGUGGUGGUGUAUCUGAUGUGUAGGAAGAGAAAACCAGUAGAACCACCAGAAUACAUUGCAACAGCAAAUAUGGAGGAGGGUGUGCGCCUUACUGAGUGCAGAAAAGAGACAGAGGCAUCCUGAGGGAUCAAGUGGUGGAGAAGAAACUCGGAUUUUCAUUCCGAACAAAACGUGCACAUCCUCAGAGUUGAGGACCACACCUGUCAUCACUGAAGUGUUCAUUACAUUUGUGAGUUACCGGCUUAACUCAGCGGGGAAUUACCAAUGAAUGGCUGUGACUCACGAGGGAGUCACAGCUACGUUUCUGUGACACUUGACAUUUAGGGUUUAAGGAAGUAUUCCAGUACUGUUCGAAGGGUGAGCGAGUUCUUCAAAGACAUGACUUUUUUAUUGUAUACUGUAAAAAUGCGUGGACAGAGAAUCCCUCUAGAUAAUGUGAAUAGUCAAACCCAAAGCACAGGUGGCUGCUCUUAACGUCUGUUACACUGAACUUACAAGCAGCUUCUGUGUCAUAGUGUACAUAUAUUUAUUUCUGAUGUAAAAAAUAUCUAUGUAUAUAUAUAUAUAUAUAUAUAUAUGUGUGUGUGUGUGUGUGUGUGUGUGUAUUAAAAAAGACAAAACACAGUCAAUAGUUAGCUUAGCAUUUUUUGGAUUUAGCAAAAUGUAUUUUUUUUUUUACUGUCAGAGGUGAUUAGUACAAACUAAUGUCUAAAUAAAGCAAAAAAGAAUAUUGGUAAGUCUAUCAUGGCUACAUGUUUAUCUGCACUUUGGUAUUACAUAUAUUAUCUUGUAUGGGGGCACUAUUGAUUAUGAUGAUUAUGAUAUGAUUAUGGUACCCUUUUUUUUUUAUUUUUAUUUUGAAGUCUUCCUAAAAAAUGUGCUCUCAGGUUUGUGUUAUAUGCUGCUCUCUAAAUUAUUUCUAAAAGAGUUGGUCCUGUUUAAUCUAGUAAGAAAAAGGAACUUUCUUUUUUCCCCCUUCAUCGGAAUAACCAAACAGUCUAAAAGGCCUGCUUUCGUUUCCUAAAUAUGUCUGCAGUAGUCCUCUUCAGUGACUGCUGAUGUGAUUAAAUGUAUUUUUGCCUUCUUUUUGGCAUUUAAUAUCAUGUUCUCAUCUUAUCUUAUUCUGUAUCCAAUUAAACUAAAGUAUUGAAGAAAGAAUUCACACUGUAGUAACUGUAGUGGACCAUAUGGGCCAACAUACACUUACUUUACUUUACUUACAUCAUGCUGUAGUAAUACUCUGUACCUGUAGCCAAAAAAUAUUAUUUAAUUAAAACUGUAUGAAUGCUAUAAUUGAAAGGUACUUUAAAUGAAAAGUACUGAAAAUAAAUAUGUGUCCUGAGAAACUGCAGGAAUGGGUUUUGACUACUCCAUGGUCUCCUGGAUUACUGACUACCUGACAAGCCACAGUUUGUCCAUCUGCAGUGUUCUCUCUAAUGUAGUACUUAUUGAAUUAGGGGUUCCUCAGAGGUCUGUGCUUUCUUUUUUCCUUUUCACCUGAUUCACCACUGACUUUCAGCCCAACUCAGUCAUGCCACCUUAAAAAGGGUGCAUAAAAGAGGGAAAGAAGGAGGAGUAUAGAGCGCUGGAGUACAACUUUGUAGAGUGGAUCAGCAGGAAUCACCUGGAUCUAAAUGUGACCAAGACUUGAUAGACAUCCAGAGGAGGACUCCUUCACAGCCACUAAAGAGCAGGAGGUGGAAGUGGAGGACCUGGGAGUAACUGUUGACGGACUGGACUGAUGCUAUGUACAAGAAGGAGAUGAGCAGGCUCUACUUGAGAAAGCUUCAGUGUUUGCAACAAGAUGUUAGAGAUCUUUUAUCAGCCUCUUCUUCUCCAGAGUGGUUUUUUUUUUUUUUGGCUGCAGCAUCGGAGCCAGCAGCAACAAAAGACUGAAGAAACUGAUAAAGAUGGCUGACUCCAUCUUGGGGUGGAAACUGGUGGAGAGGAAGUCAUUAGACAAACUGGUCUCCAUCAUGGACAACUUAAACCAUCCUCUCUACCACACACUGGUCAGACAGCGGAGCUCCUUUAACAGACUGAGAGAGCACCGCUCUCGUUCGGACAGAUACAGGAUACUCUGUUCAACGAUUCACCUCUGGGAGAGAGGGAACAGACUGGGAACAUAAUGGACAGAUAAUGGGCUUUACUUCCUGCUUUUAACAUUUGAUUGCAACUGCUGUUUAUAUUCAUUUACUAUUUUAUUGUAUUUUAUCUUUUAUUCUAUUUUUUAACGUUUAUUUGUUUUUGCACAUCCACUGGUUCAACUGCUACUAAAAACUAAAACCUUUAAACUUCUACACUUUAAAGCUACUUUUAUAUUUUAUUGUUUUUAUACUUAUUCUUUUUUGCUUUGUAUGUGUAAAUUUGAAGUGUAUGUUUAGUUUAUUAUUUAGUUUUUUGUUUUGAGUAAUUGUCAUGUUUGCUGCUGCAACCCCCGAUUCCUCAGUUUGGGAUCAAUAAAAAUAUAUAGGUACUGUAGGUGUUUGUGCACCCAUCCGUCCAUCCAUCCAUCCAUCCGUCCAUCCAUCCAUCCAUCCAUCCAUCCAUCCAUCCAUCCAUCCAUAUAAAUGGCAUAGAGCAUUGCUGUCUUGAAUAAAACAAGGCACAUGCUAAACCUGAAAGCUCUUUACGCCUUAUAUUGUACAUUAAUGUUGCCAUACAUGAGUUACUGUGUAGAGGUGUGGGGGAAUACACACAAUAGUAACAAACAAUAAAUACAAUGCAGAAAAGGGCCAUCAGAUUGAUAAAUAAUGCUGGAUAUAGCGAUCAUACAAAUGAACUCUUUCAAGCUAUAAAAUUUCUAGAUUUGAUUCAGUUGAAACAAAACAAAACAAAACAAAAAGUGUUUGAAGGCAGAAAUAUUGUGGUGUUUUGUUUUAUUUCUUUAUGUCUUCUUGGGAGGAGGGAGAAAGGGGAGUGUGUACUUUUUUUAU